This is a messenger RNA of Terrapene triunguis (Three-toed box turtle), 666 nucleotides long. RefSeq names its product cytochrome b-245 light chain. Gene Ontology annotation, molecular function: heme binding. The coding region runs from base 1 to 666 and encodes 221 amino acids. The record is from RefSeq and is a predicted model, not a curated record. Gene Ontology annotation, cellular component: NADPH oxidase complex. The transcript is spliced from 5 exons. Lineage: Eukaryota; Metazoa; Chordata; Testudines; Emydidae. Gene Ontology annotation, biological process: superoxide anion generation.
AUGGCUAGACCUGGGAUUAACUAUCGCUCUGGAGCAGAGGAACAUGGGGACAGAGCCUGUUCCGGGCUCAGAGGAGCUCAGCUCUUGGGUACCACGAGGACAGAGUGUGGGGACGUUCGCUCUGGUUUAUUAACCUCCUCCCUCUCUCUCCCUUGUCUCUUAGUUCUAGUGACGGGAGGGAUUGUGGCGGUAGCUGCUCAGUUCAAAGGGUGGCAGUUUGCUGCCUAUGCCAUAGUGGCUGGGGUCUUCAUCUGCUUGCUGGAGUACCCCCGGGGGAAGCGGAAAAAGGGUUCCACCAUGGAGAGAUGUGGCCAGAAGUACUUGACAGCCGUGGUGAAGGUGUUUGGGCCGAUCACUAGGAAUUACUACGUCCGGGCCAUCCUGCAUGCUGCUCUUGCAGUGCCUGCGGGUUUCCUGUUAUCCACCAUUCUGGGCACGGCGUGUUUGGGCAUCGCAAGUGGCAUCUAUUUGUUGGCUGCAAUCCGCGGCGAGGAGUGGAACCCCAUCGAGCAGAAGCCCCAGGAGCGGCCACAGGUGGGAGGAGGCACCAUCAAGCAGCCCCCCACCAUGCCCCCGCCGCGGCCGCCAGCAGAAACGCGCAAGAAGCAGCCGGCGGAGGAGGCCGGCCAGGAAAAUCCCGUCCCGGUCACCAUUGAGGCCGAGUAA